This is a messenger RNA of Neurospora hispaniola, 1317 nucleotides long. Its product is annotated as ATP adenylyltransferase-domain-containing protein. Gene Ontology annotation, molecular function: ATP binding; ATP:ADP adenylyltransferase activity. The record is from RefSeq and is a predicted model, not a curated record. The coding region runs from base 1 to 1317 and encodes 438 amino acids. The transcript is spliced from 2 exons. Gene Ontology annotation, biological process: nucleotide metabolic process. Lineage: Eukaryota; Fungi; Ascomycota; Sordariomycetes; Sordariales; Sordariaceae.
AUGUCGCCAAUCAAAGCCCCGCCAAACCUCCCCGAGCUCGUCCGGACGGCCUUCAACAAGGCGCGCGCAUCAGGCGACGUCAACUUUUAUCCGACCCAAGUCACUUUGGUGGACGUCAAUUCCAUUCCUUUCCAACUCCGCUUCUCCCCUUCCCUAGCCAACAAGCCCAAAGCGCCCAAACCAGUUGGGCAAAUCGACCAUCGCGUUCCUUCGCCGCCUUCUACGACUUCCAUCGGGUCGCAGCCCACACCCAGCGAAAAUGGUUUCCCCGAACCCCCGAGAAAGAAGCUCGUCUUCGACCCCUUUGAUAAUCCCUCCCCUGCCAUGCUCAUCUGCCCGCUACCUCCACAUCAUAACCUGGUGCUGAACAAGUUUGCGAUUGUCCCGGAACAUUUCAUCCUGUGUACGAGGGGGUAUAAAGAGCAGACGCACUUGUUGGAGCGGGAGGAUUUGGAAGCUGUGAGGGGGUGUAUUGAGGUUUAUCACCAUCGCUAUGACCAAAAGUACAAUGGGGAAAGAAGAAGUGACGGAAAUGAAACAACAGUAGGGAAAGAGCCAAAGUUGUUUGCGUUUUUUAACUGUGGUGAGCAUAGUGGAGCAAGUCAGCCGCAUAGGCAUUUACAGCUUUUGGUUGUGGAAAAAAUGAGGGAGGGGUUGGAAUGUGUUGAGACGGAGAGGGAGACGGAAACAAAAGAGGGGGAGGGAAAGAAGAAGAAGAGGUGGGAAGUGUUGGCGCAGAAACUGGUUGAGGACAACAACAACAACAACAACAACAAGGAAACGGAAAAGAAACUACUGCCGUUCAAGACCUUCGCAGAGCGGUUGACGCCAGAAAUGUCAGGGGAGGAAGUGCACCAGAUUUAUUUGGGAUUGUAUAGACGCGCUAGGGAGGCUGUGCGGCUGUAUCAGCUGUCUUUACAACAGUCCCGUGCAUCACAGCAAGAUUCGACAACAACAAAAGGGGCAGCAGAAGAGGAGGAGGAAAAGGCCGACGAGAUACAAACCGGCGGCGAAGCAACCAUCUCGUACAACUUGGCCAUGACGCGGGACGUCAUGGUUAUUGUUCCUCGGCUGGCGGAAGGAUCAGCGAUAACGGAAAAGAAUCCGGAGACGGGAGAAGAGGUGGUAGUGGGCAAGUUGGCGCUCAAUGGGACUGUGUUGGCGGGCACGGCGCUGGUCAAGAGUCAGAGGGAGUGGGAUGCGUUGAGGAAGAAUCCGGAAAAGGUAGGGGAGUUGUUGAGGGUGAUUGGGGUGCCUAAUGACUGUGAGGGUGAGAGGGGAGAGGGGAGGAAAGAGGGGAGGAAGGGGAUGUUGUGA